GGUAAUGUCGCGUAAGUUUAUUCACCCGUAUGUGUCACCUGUGGCUGACGAGUUGUUUUUCUCUUAGCUUUGGUUGGAGUUAGACUGAAAGAGAUACAUGUCAGGACUUUUCUCAUAGGAUCCGAGUCUGUUUUAAGCUGAAGAGUGUCGGAUGUGUUACACUUGCAAUUGCUUGUUACGAUGGUUUGUUCUCCAAGCUUCCAAGCCUGGUCAGUUGUUAGUCCAGUAGUUGAGCCCGCAUCGCAUCAAGAACACUAUACACGUUUGUGAGGUGACAAUAUAUACUGUGACUCGGUGUCAAGCUCUUUGGCAGUAUUCUUCACCAAUGGCUUUUUUUGUAAAAAAGAAGAAAUUCAAGUUUCAGACACAAUUGACAUUGGAAGAGCUGACCGCUGUGCCUUUUGUGAACGGAUUAUUGUUCUGCAAGCUUAGAUUGUUGGACGGUGGAGAUUUCGUUGCAACAUCAUCCAGAGAGGAGAUUCAGGAGAACUGUGUUCGCUGGAAGAAGAAGUUCACCUUUGUGUGUAAAAUGAGUGCCAACCCCACAACCGGAGUGCUGGAUCAAGCCAUCUGUCGGAUCUCUGUGCGGAAGGAACUCAAAGGAGGAAAAACAUAUUCAAAGCUAGGUUUCACUGAACUCAACAUGGCCGAGUUUGCUGGUUCGGGCUCUGCAGCCCGCUGUUGCCUGCUUGAGGGAUAUGACACCCAGAAUACCAGACAGGACAAUUCAAUACUAAAGGUGACUAUCGGGAUGACCCUCCUGUCUGGAGAUCCGUGCUUCAAAACCGCACCCAGCACAGCCAAGUGCAUCUCUGUCUCAGGCCAGGACCACACCCUACAGCUAGACUGUAAGGGGGAGGGCAGUGGAAGCCCAAAGCGUCCCCCUUCCCUGGGCCGGUCUAUGAAGCCCAGACCCUCUAUAAUCAGCUCAGGUCUACCAGAAGAGUUGGACCAGAUCCAGUUGACCAGCCAAGAAGUGUUCCAAUUUGGCCACUCUCGCAACUCCAGCUAUGCCAGCCAGCUGAGCAGGAUCUCAGACUACAGCACGGAGCACUCCUGCUCCUCCAGUCUGUCAGACCUCACACACAGGAGGAACACCUCCACGGGAAGCAGCACCUCCGGAGGCUUGAGUUUAAUCAUAGACUCCCCACCGGAGGAGAGACCCCCUCGGCCCCCACGGCCCAUUCUGCCGUCCAGCAGACCCCCCAGGAAGAAGCAGGAUUCCGUGGAGAGCCAUCCCUCCAGGGUGAACGACACACGCAUCGAUGCUGAUGAUGUUGUUGAAAAGAUUGUCCAGAGCCAGAACUUUGCUGACAUCAGUAACACAGAGGACAGUAACCUACUACUGUUUGUCAGUAAAGACGGCACCACUUCCCUGAAUGGGUUACGCCUUGGAACCCGGGUAUUGGCCGGUGUCUAUGAGCCAGUAGUGAUUGAGAGCCAUUAGGACGGGGGUGGAAGAGGUGAAGCUUGUGGACCAACUUAUGAAAUUGAGCUGGUUGCCCGGAGACAAAGACCAUCUCACAAAGUUCUUAUGUUUAGUCGUGGGUCUGUUAACCCUGUAUGUUUUUAUUAUUUUUGUUGGUCAGUGCACUUUGUUUCAGAUGUGUUGUUUUUAACCCCAAAUGGUAUAGUUGUCUGAACUAACAUCAGCUGUAUGUCGAUAUAGACUGUUUCCAUGGUGAAAGUUAUGUCCUGUUAAAAAGAAGAGACAUAUAUCCUCUUUAGCCUUAUCAUACAGUGGAUGUAAGUCUACACACCCCUGUUAAAAUGCUAGGUUCUUGUGAUAUUAAAGAAUGAGACAAAGAUAAA
Messenger RNA from Esox lucius (northern pike), 1812 nucleotides. RefSeq names its product family with sequence similarity 102 member Aa (gene eeig1a). Bases 326 to 1447 code for a protein of 373 amino acids. Lineage: Eukaryota; Metazoa; Chordata; Actinopteri; Esociformes; Esocidae. The transcript has 12 exons. The record is from RefSeq and is a predicted model, not a curated record.